CAGGUGCUGGGAUUAAAGGUGUGUGCCACUAUUGCCUGGCUUCUAUGGCUAACUAAGUGGCUUAUCUCUACACUCUGAUAUUCAGGCAAGCAUUAUUUGUUAUAGCAUAAACAAAAUAUCACCACAGGCUCUGCUUCCAACGGACCUUAGGGAUGAAGGCUGCCGGCGUCUUGGCCCUGAUUAUUAGCCUCAGCAUAGUUGCAGAAUCCAAAGUCUACACUCGAUGUAAACUGGCAAAAAUAUUUGUGAAUGCUAACCUGGACAAUUACCGGGGAUUUAGCCUUGGAAACUGGAUCUGCAUGGCAUACUAUGAGAGCCACUACAACACCACAGUCCGGACCCUCCUGAAGGACGGGAGCAUUGAUUAUGGCAUAUUCCAGAUAAACAGCUUCACUUGGUGCAGGAAUAAAAGAAGACAGCAGAAGAAUCACUGUCACGUUGCCUGCUCAGCCUUGAUCACUGAUGACCUCACAGAUGCCAUUCUCUGUGCCAAGAAAAUUGUUAAAGAGACACAAGGGAUGAACUAUUGGCAGGGCUGGAAGAAACACUGUGAGGGCAAAGACAUGUCUGAGUGGAAGAAAGGAUGUGAGGUGUCCUGAUCUGGAACAGGUGCAAGGAAGCUUUGGUGUGCCUUCCCAGAUUUGUAAUGAGUAUGUAUCCCUCACAGUAUCCCUUCUCAAAGUUGGAGAGGGAUUCCAAG
Molecule: messenger RNA, 700 nt
Organism: Phodopus roborovskii (desert hamster)
Lineage: Eukaryota; Metazoa; Chordata; Mammalia; Rodentia; Cricetidae
Product: lysozyme-like protein 1
Exons: 5
Coding region: 153-599 (148 amino acids)
Molecular function (GO): lysozyme activity
Source: RefSeq, a predicted model, not a curated record